Messenger RNA from Aspergillus glaucus CBS 516.65, 706 nucleotides. RefSeq lists its product as uncharacterized. The record is from RefSeq and is a predicted model, not a curated record. The transcript has 2 exons. The coding region runs from base 72 to 563 and encodes 163 amino acids. Lineage: Eukaryota; Fungi; Ascomycota; Eurotiomycetes; Eurotiales; Aspergillaceae.
AAGAUAAUCUUCAAGCUUAAGGCAAUAUUCAAUAAGAGAAUUGAGAACAAGCAAUUCAUCCCGCUUUCAACAUGCCUCGCGAAAUCACCCAAAUCUCCAAGGGCGACACCAAGGACCUCCCAAUUGAGAUCUGGCCCGAUGGCCUCAUUACCUUCCAAGCCGGAAGUUUUCGUGAUGAUUACCUCGAAAAUGGCGAGAAUACCGUACUGGAGAUUCGCACAGGUGUUGAGACUCUCCUUCACCUGUCCUUGAGACACAAGAAGCUGGUUCUGGACAGUCGCAAAUCCGAUAAUGAGGAAUGGGGCUCCAACAGGGAAGUCAUUGAGAACUUCUCCCUCAACCGCAACCGCCCAACUAUCACCAUCUACCACCACGGCAAAGAAGGCUUCCAGAUUCUGUUUGACUACCAGACCGUUGCCUUCUACCACAAGAGUGUCAACAAGACUGCCAUUGCCAAGUCUGUUCACUAUGCAAGCAGUCCCCCUAGUGCGGCGGGAGCUUUGGACAAAAUCAUUGAUGUUACCGCCUAUGGAAAUCUGCAAGAUUUUAAGUUGGUUAAUUAAAUGGUCUUUCAUGUAUGCUAGAUGGCCUUUGUGUGGUUUUUAGUCCCUCAAAGCAAGGGUUUUUCCCACACAUACAUGUGAAUGCAGAGGCUAUAUAAUUGUGACUUUAUGAUUUAUACUUUCCAGCAAAUGCAAAUAUGGAU